UGGUAUGCUAAUUUUUAUGGCAAUGAGUAUAGAAAUCUAAAAAGUACAUUGUAACAAUCAUUGUCUAGUAAUAAUUCUAGUCCAAAAAUUUUUUUCUUUAACCUUCUCACGACCAGGGUCCUGAUCUCUCAUACCCCUCAUCGUUAAUGAAAAUGACUGGAGUAAUGAUUCGUGUGUACUUUGGUAAAAAUAAUUUUUUAUGAAAUCUAUCGACAACAGAUGUCAGCACUUGACGAGAAUGUAUUGUUUACCCUAUAUUUCACAUGUUUGUGUCCAGGUGGUGUUGUGUUGACCUAUAAAACCAUUGUUUUGAAUUUUCAAAGUUCACUCUUGCUUUCUUGCAUGAAGGCUACUGUUGUGUGUGUUGCAGAUUUAUCGAUUUUUACGAACAUUUAUUUCACAAUCAUGGCAUCAACAUCUAAAAUCCAAAAAGUGUUGGACAACUCUGACCUUUUAGAUAAUAUAGAAAAUUUCUCGGAUACGAUAUCAGAGUCUGACUCUGACCCUGAUGUUAGUGUAUACGAAGGAUCGGAUAAUGAUUCUGAUGAGGAUAUUCCCUCUCCAAGCCUCUCUAAUAACCAUACAAAAUCCAGAAAUGAUGACGAUGAUGAGGACUAUCAGGAGGUUCUUUCUCCGGAGCAAUCUUCUUCACUUCCUUUCACUUUCCUAGAGCUAGCUGGCCCUAAGCACAUGCCACCGCCAGAUUCACCCCCAAUUGUGUAUUUCAAUCUUUUUUUCACAAUGACUUUGCUCAAUCUAAUCGUAACGGAAUCAAAUCGUUACGCACAACAAGUAAUAAAUGGCAUGGGGAAUAAUGUACCGCCCGCUCUGAAGAACUGGACCAAAAUUUCGGUUUUAGAAAUAAAGGGGUUUAUAGCAUGUAUAUUGAACAUGGGAUUAAUCAAAAAGCGUGCAAUAGCAUAUUACUGGUCCACUUCUUCCUCCCAAGCCACUCCAUGGUUUGGGAAAAUGUUUUCAAGAACCCGCUUUUAUCACUUGUUACGUUUUUUCCAUCUCGUCGAUAACUCUAAGUUAUCCGGCCCAGCGGAAGAAGGAUACGAUCCUUGUGCAAAGUUUCAACCGCUGGUCGAUCAUGCUAACAGAGUGUUCCGACAUUACUACACACCACACCAGCAAAUUUGUGUGGAUGAGAGCCUUGUUGGUACCACAAUUAGAACCUCUCUCUUGCAGCACCUUCCAAAAAAACAUCAUCAGUGGGGCAUAAAAUUUUGGAUGCUGUGUGACUCAGUCUCUAAUUACUGCUUGAGUUUUUUCACUUAUAGAAGGGCCAGGACUCAGCAGGAAAAGGACAACAAUUCUAAAUUUGGUCUAGGGUACAGCGUCGUAAAAAAACUGCUUGAGACGGGGAUGUACCUCAAUAAAGGUUAUCAUCUUUUUGUAGAUAAUUUCUUUAUGUCGGUUCCUCUUGUUCGAAAUUUAUAUUCAUUGGGUACCUAUAUCACUGGCACUGUUCGACGAAAUAAAAAGUAUUUACCUGCCCCACUAAAAUCGUCGAAGUUUUCUGUUGGCCAAACAUCCUAUUUUAGAUCUGGCCCAUUGCUAGCCUGUGGCUUCCGAGAGAAAUUGUCACAAAAAAAUCCGGUCUUGCUACUAUCCAGCCAUGCGAGGGCGUGUGAAGGACAAAUUGUUAGGCGCGGAGUGGCUAAGUCAAAGCCACAAAUAAUAUUAGAAUAUAAUAAAUUUAUGGGUGGAGUCGAUACAUCGGACAUGAUGCUGUAUGCGUACUUGGAUGAGAGAAAGACCAUAAAAUACUGGAAGAAGGUUGGGUUCAACAUUAUAGGCAGGAUGGUGUUGAACUCGUAUCUAUUAUACAAGGAAAAUUUUGGAGGCCCAGGAAAAUUAAAAUCAAGGUACGCCUUUUAUAUAUCGAUAAUAGAGAGCUUGGAGGAGGAAUGGAUGGCAACAAAACAACUUCCUCCAGAUCCUCCAGAUCCUCUAGGACCGAGAGAACUAAGAAAAUUACCAAAAAAAAAAAGGAAUCAAGGUGCUGUGUCUGCACUAGUAUGGGACUAAAACGAAGAUCGAGAACAAUCUGCACUCAUUGUUUGAAGGGGUUACAUCCUGAAUGUUACCCAAAGCAUCGUUGCUGAUAGGAUAAAUUUGGACCUGGCAGCAUCAAAAAUGCAUUUUUUUUCUACUCUUUUUCCUAUUUUUUAUGUAUUAAUGUUAAAUUUUGAGUUAAAAAUCAACGUGUUAUAUGUAUGUAUUAUAAUGAUUCGAGAGAACUAAGAAAAUUACCAGAAGGAAAGGAAUCAAGGUGCUGUGUCUGCACUAGUAUGGGACUAAAACGGAGAUCGAGAACAAUCUGCACUCAUUUAAAGGAGUUACAUCCUGAAUGUUACCCAAAGCAUCAUUGCUGAUAGGAUAAAUUUGGACCUGGCAGCAUCAAAAAUGCAUUUUUUUCUACUCUUUUUCCUAUUUUUUG
Molecule: messenger RNA, 2446 nt
Organism: Centruroides sculpturatus (bark scorpion)
Lineage: Eukaryota; Metazoa; Arthropoda; Arachnida; Scorpiones; Buthidae
Product: piggyBac transposable element-derived protein 4-like
Exons: 4
Coding region: 220-2034 (604 amino acids)
Source: RefSeq, a predicted model, not a curated record